AUGGACGAGGAGGACGACGUCUUCGGCUCUGAUAUUGACGAGGAAGAGGAAAAGAAAAAGGAGCCAACCCGUGAAGAGGACAAGAAAUUCGCCUUCCGCCGGGAAUUGAGAAAUAUGCUGUAUGGAUUUGGCGAUGACAAGGUGCCAUAUGACAAGACGCUCGAGUUGGUCGAAGCAAUCAUGGUGGAUUACGUCAAGGAAUUCGUCGAUCGGUGUCUAGCGGUCGGCAAGCCCGGCAAAAUCGGCCUUGAAGAUAUCCACUACCUGAUACGAAGGGAUCCCAAGAAAUUCGCGCGAGUAAAGGAGCUGCUAUCGAUGAGCGAAGAGCUGAAGAAGGCCCGCAAGCAGUUCGAAGCCGCCAAGGCCAAUCUGCAGAUU
Messenger RNA from Mesorhabditis spiculigera, 378 nucleotides. The record is from the annotation of a GenBank genome assembly. Lineage: Eukaryota; Metazoa; Nematoda; Chromadorea; Rhabditida; Rhabditidae.